Molecule: messenger RNA, 1506 nt
Organism: Echinococcus granulosus
Lineage: Eukaryota; Metazoa; Platyhelminthes; Cestoda; Cyclophyllidea; Taeniidae
Product: U3 small nucleolar RNA-interacting protein 2
Exons: 13
Coding region: 1-1506 (501 amino acids)
Cellular component (GO): small-subunit processome
Molecular function (GO): protein binding; snoRNA binding
Source: RefSeq, a predicted model, not a curated record
AUGGUUUUAAAACGUGGGAGAAAUCAUGCGCCCUUGAAAAGCCAAAAAUUGAAGAGUAAAAAGGCUAUUGGUAGUGAUGAAGAGAUUUCUUCUGAUUCCGAACAUAGUGAUAUAAGUGAACACCCAGUGCAGGUAUCCGACGAUGAAUUCGAGGAUGAAACUCCGCACGAAAGGCACGUUAGGCUCACGAAGAAGGCCCUUGCGGAGGCUUUAAAAGCAGUUGGCUCUGAUGAGGAGGAUGCGACAGCCACAUUGUCAGUUCGAUUGCAAGAGGAAGCCCUCCAGGCCCGUGGAAAACUAUUCCUUAAAGUUGCUGAUAAAUUCGAACCCGUUUCUCUAGAUAAUGCCGUUUGCUUACGUGGUCACAAGAAAUCUAUCAAUUGCCUGUGUAUAUCUUCAGACUGUGAAUAUCUAUAUUCCGGCGGAAAGGAUGCAGCUCUAUGUAAAUGGGGCCUGAAGGACUUCAAGAAAAUCAAAUUUGUCGCGGGUGGCCGAAGAGGUUCUUCUUCCCCAUUUCACACCGGUCCGAUUUUAUCCAUUGCCAUUUCAGACGACUGUAAAUAUCUUGCCUCAGGAAGUGCUGACAAGAGCAUAAUCAUAUGGGCUCCCGACAACCUCGAAGUCAUUUUUCGCCUUCAGAGGCACUAUUCACCAGUUACUGCUUUGAGUUUUCGCCGUCAGUCGCACAUGAUGUUUUCGGGUGACCGCUCCGGCCGUGUUUGCGUGUGGAAUAUGCCUCUAACUGAAAUUCUGCAAGACCAAGGGGCUGCAACGAAAGUCGAGGUGCUUUCAAUCUGUGGACUUUCAUCGGAGCGAUGCGUAUCUUCCUCCGGUUUUGGCGGAGCAGGCAUUUGCCUGUGGAAGGUUGAAGACGAGGUCUGUGUCCAGUACGCUGUUAGAGACCCUUCUGAGCACUCAGUGGAAUGUGUGUAUGCCGUGAAUGAUGACCUAUUCGUUGGUGGAUCAACGUCGAAUACGCUGUACCUGUGGCACAUUAGUCGUGGGAGUCCAAUCUCGAAAAUAUGCCCAGCACACCCACCUACCACUAAUGCCAUAGAUUCGGCUACUGCACGACCUGCCGUAAAUUGGGUAACAGCAGUCUCAGGCCUGUUCAGCACCGAUUUGAUUGCCUCUGGCUCCUCUUCCGGUCACGUUCAGCUAUGGCGCCUGGCCGUAGAGGGAAAGGCGUUCUCAUUCGGUGGGGGCAGAGACGGGAGUGAUGACGAUAAUGGGGAAGUCAAGUCACGGGGUCGCCUCAGAGUUCACCAUGACAACACGAAAAUCGUGCGAAUUCCGGAGGGCGAAUUCCAUCUGGCUGGCUACGUAAACAGUCUGGCGUUCUCCAACAACGGGAAAUGGCUAGCUGUUGGAAUCGGUCAGGAACACCGUCUAGGGCGUUGGGAAGAGCGACGAAAAGUAAACGACGUCGUCUGCCUCAUUCCCAUCAGAAUUCCUUUCAAGGAAGUUUCAGAAGUCUGGGCGCAAAGAACUUGUCACCUUGUAUGA